AUGAUGCACUCAUUGCUGCUCAAGAAACUACUAAACAAGGUUGUCGUCAUUAAUCAAGACGAGUUUUUCAAGUCAGACGACCAAAUUCCUGUUGAUGAGACGACAGGAUUAGCAAAUUGGGAUGCACCUGGAGCAGUUGACUUUAAGAGCCUCAACAGAGCCAUCAACAAAGCAAGAGAGGACCCCUAUUCAUUUCUCCAAAAAAAGGACAAGCCGUUGCAGAACAACCACCAUGGAUCAGAUCUGCUAUCACUCAAGGAUUUCAGUGACAUGGCUGCCGAAUUAGACGCUCUCAAGGAUAUCAUAUUUGUCAUUGUGGAAGGCUUUCUCUUGUUUUGUGAUAAGCAAGUGUGCGACAACCUAGACAACAAGUUUUUUGUGAGGGCAUCAAAGCAGAUUCUGAAAACAAGACGAGAGAGCCGGAAAGGAUACGUUACAUUGCAGGGAUAUUGGGUGGAUCCUCCAGGCUAUUUUGACCGCAUUGUGUGGCCACAGUACAUUCGCUGGAACGAUCAUCUGCUGCAUGAUGAAACCAGAGAUCCAUCUAUUCAAGUACUAGACACAGAUGAUACCAGCUCCAAAGAUAUUACCAAUGCCGCCUUAGAGACGCUCUAUCAAAAAUACAAAGUGCAUUAA
Mucor velutinosus is the source of this 636-nucleotide messenger RNA. RefSeq lists its product as uncharacterized. Gene Ontology annotation, cellular component: cytoplasm. The record is from RefSeq and is a predicted model, not a curated record. Lineage: Eukaryota; Fungi; Mucoromycota; Mucoromycetes; Mucorales; Mucoraceae. The transcript is spliced from 3 exons. Bases 1 to 636 code for a protein of 211 amino acids.